Onychostoma macrolepis is the source of this 4796-nucleotide messenger RNA. RefSeq names its product growth arrest-specific protein 7-like. Gene Ontology annotation, biological process: neuron projection morphogenesis; actin filament polymerization. The coding region runs from base 159 to 1562 and encodes 467 amino acids. The transcript has 14 exons. Lineage: Eukaryota; Metazoa; Chordata; Actinopteri; Cypriniformes; Cyprinidae. The record is from RefSeq and is a predicted model, not a curated record. Gene Ontology annotation, molecular function: actin filament binding. Gene Ontology annotation, cellular component: plasma membrane; actin filament; cytoplasm.
AGUGCCAUGAGCUGCGAUCCUGACCGCGUUCACAUUACAGUCCACUCCGACCACGAGAAUAACAAACACGGCUUAAGCUCUCGGACGAGUUUGGAGUCAUUCGGAUUACAAUUUUGGAGACAGUUUGGAGAUCCGAUUCGCCACCUGAGGAGUUUACGAUGUCAGGCACGUUUUGUCGAAGUUUAUACUCCUUUAACGGGGAUCAGCAUCGGCAGGGACUGAAGUUUGAGGCUGGAGAAGUGAUCAGAAUAACGCAAGCUCUGGAAGGAGGCUGGUGGGAGGGAGAGAAGGACGGAGUCAAGGGAUGGUUUCCCUCAACUUACGUGCAGGUGGAGAAACUGUCCUCGAUGUCUCCUCUGGACGAGCCGAUGCCCAGAGACUGGAAGUGCUACAUGUCACCGCAGGGACGCAGAUACUACGUCAACACCGUCAGCAACGAGACAACAUGGGAGCGGCCGUCCAGCACGCCUGGCACCCCGAAAACACCAGUGAAACACAAGAACUCUGUCCCGACAGUGAAUGGAUUUCAUGGUAAUGGCAGCCCGUUGCAUCAGACCGAGCCAUCGCAUGUACUGAUGCGCAAGACCAGCACAGAUCAACAGAGUCCUGGCUCGACUUCACCCAGCAGGAAGCAGGAGUGCGAAUCCACAGUAACUAUCAACUGCGUGACGUUUCCUCUUCCACUGCACAUGUCUGAACAGCAGCUGCUCAAACCAGACGAGUGGAGCUACUGCGAUUAUUUUUGGGCGGACAGAAAGGACCCGCAGGGAAGCGCCAACAUCUCAGGAUUCGAGGUUCUGCUGCAAAAACAGCUGAAGGGAAGGCAGAUGCAGAAAGAGAUGGCCGAGUUUGUGAGGGAGAGGAUCAGGAUCGAGGAGGAAUAUGCCAAGAACCUGUCGAAGCUCUCGCAGAUCCCGCUGGCGGCGCAGGAGGAAGGCACGCUUGGAGAAGCUUGGGCUCAGCUGAAGAAAAGCCUGGCAGAUGAAGCAGAAGUUCAUAUCAAGUUCUCCUCCAAGCUUCAGAGUGAAGUGGAAAAGCCUCUGCUGAUAUUCCGAGAAAACUUCAAAAAGGACAUGAAGAAGUUCGACCAUCACAUGGUGGAUCUCAGGAAGCAGCUGGCCAGCCGAAACGCCGCUGUGGAGAAGGCACGGAAAGCGCUUGCAGACCGGCAGAAGGAUCUGGAGUUAAAAACCCAGCAGCUGGAGAUCAAACUAAGCAGUAAGAUCGAAGAGGACAUCAAGAAAGCGCGCAGGAAAUCCACGCAGGCCGGUGAUGAUCUGAUGCGAUGUGUUGACCUCUACAAUCAGUCCCAGUCCAAGUGGUUUGAGGAGAUGGUGACCAGCAGUCUGGAGCUGGAGCGUCUGGAGGUAGAGCGUGUGGAGAUGAUCAGACAGCAUCUGUGUCAGUACACAACGCUACGACACGAGACCGACAUGUUCAACCAAAGCACCAUAGAGCCAGUGGACAAACUCCUGCGGAGCGUGGACCCCGCCAGAGACCGAGAGCUGUGGGUCAAAGAACACAAGACGGGCGAGCUGAGACCGGUGGACAUGGACAUCUGAGACAUCGCUCUCGUUCCCUCAUCUGGCUGCUUUAGAGACGCUGAAACGCAGCACUGGCUGAAGAGAAAGCGCUCCAUGUCGGGUUGAUCUCUCCAAAACCCUCUGAGGCCUAAACCAGGAGAACGAACACGUCUCAAACCGAGCAGAAGGUUGAGGUUAUAUACCAUAGCCUUCCCACAAAUCUGACUGAAAAAGCUCUCGAGGUGUGGCAGAGACUGUGUAAACAUCUGCAGGAUUUCACUCGGGAGAACUGAUGUGUUUGUCAGUGUCUACUGAUGCAAUCAUGCCAUUAGGAUUCAGCAUUGAUUGAACUGAGUUCAUGUAUGUGAAAUAGUACUAAUGUAUACUGUAAAUGCUGCUGCUGCAUCAACUAUUACAACUGAUUUCAGUUCUGUGACUAAUCAAAGCUCUCGCUUGCCUUAAAGCGACAGUACACACAAAAAUGAUCAUUCUGUCAUCGUUUACUUCACUUUCACGUGGUUCCAAACAUGUUCAAGUUUCUUUCUUCUGUUGAGCACAAAAGAUAUUUUGAAGGAUGUUGGUAACCAAACAGCUGAUGGUAACCGUUGACUUCCAUAGAAAUGGAAAACAUUUGGAACAGUUGACGGUAGCCAUUGACUUCCAUAGUAUGGAAAAAAUAUGGUACGGAACUAAACAGUUUAUGGCAAUUUUUCCCCGCUGGAAUUGAUUUCCAGGGGCAUUUUUUACAUUCGUGAGGGGAAUUAUUUUUUUUUAUCACCAACUUAAUAAUUGUAUCUGUGUUGUUUUUAAUGUUAAACACUUGGAUUUAAACAAUUACUUCAAUCAAUCGAAAUACUUUAAACUGUUACCAAUAGCAGUUGUCUGUUUCAAAUUGUAUUUAAAUUAUAUGUUUAAAAAUAGGAGCUAAUAUUGCUGCAAUAUUAUGACAAUGAUUAUUGUUGAUUAUUGCUCUUGAUAUUGUAAUAAUGAUUAGUGAUGCCAAUUAAUAGAAUACAUGUAAAAACCUUUUUGUGUUUUGUUUCAGCGUUAUGGGGAAACGGCUUGUGCUUCACAGACAAACAUUUCGGCCCAUGGCGUUACUCUUGUCUAGGACAAGUUAUGCAAAAACUCCCAUUAUUAUCACUGAAGCUACAAAAUGAAUCUUUUAUUUACAUCAUAUCUGCGUUCUGCACAGUGUUGUUUAAGAUGAGGGAAAGAAUUCAAUCAGUGAGCACGCACACUCAACAACAACGACAGGAGUUUUCAGCGCUGACUAAUUUGAUUGGCAAUUGCAUUCCUAAGCUCAAUAGAAAAAUGCAUAUGAUUGGUUAUAAGGCUCAACGCUGCAAAAACAAAACAAAAAAAAAAUUGCUUAAAAAGCAAUCUUGAUGCAGUGUGAGCGACUCAAUCUAAAUGUAAUUCCAAGAAUAAACACUUUUUCCUUAAUUUUCACAUUUCUUUUUAAUUGCAACAGCAGCAAUUGAUUUUUAAUUGUGCAGGGGCAAUGCCCCUUUUGCCCCUUUAUCUUGAAUUUGUGGGACAUUUUGGUGAAGCCCCCAAAUCCCCGAUAAUCUCCAACCCUGAUAGCCAUUGACUUCUUAGUAUGAACAAGAAAAAAAAUGGGACUAAACAGUUGACGGUAGCCAUUGACUUCCACUGUAUGGAAAAAAUAUGGAACUAAGCUGACGGUAGCCAUUGACUUCUAAGUAUGGACAAAAAAAAUGGGACUAAAUAGUUGACGAUAGCCAUUGACGUCCAUAGUAUGGGGAAAAAAUAUGGAACUUCUUCUUUAGAACAACUUGAGGGUUAUAAACGAUGACAGAAUUUUCAGUUUUGGGUGAAUUGUCUCUUUAAAGUGGACAUGAACCCAUUUAACUACAUAAUGCUAUUUAUUUCUGAGUAUAAACAGGAUAUUCAAUGAGAGAAAGAAAUGUGCCUGUCAAAAAAAGAAAUGGGAGUUACUUACCAAAAUGAACAUGAGAAACCCAUUACAUUUUGAAAAAUUACACUUUUGUCCUUUGGAAUAACACGUAUGAAUCAUGUAAGACCGGAAACAUGGAUCAGCAAGUAAAGAGGGUCAGUGUUGAUUUCAGCUUACGCAAGAUAUUAUACAACUCAAUGCAAAAUCAUAAACAUAUCCAUAUUUGUUGUAACAGAUCUGGUAUUAUAUUGUAUAUGAGUACAGCUGCUCACAGUCUCAAACUGCCGUCAUGGACUCAGGGUUUACAUUACUUCAUACUCAAUUAAAAAAUGAACACAAACACAUGUAAAGAGGUUUUAUUUUCUGUCUUUUGUUCAAAUAUACAGAAGUCUCAAACAGUCAUUAUUUGGGCCCAAUAAUAUUUCCCCAAACCAUUUACUCUAUAGUGAGAGAGCUACAAAUAAUACAUGUAAAUGAUUCUGCACUGCUUAUUUUUAUAGGAAGUCAAUUAACACUUUUCCUAAAUGAUCAUGUUUUAACUGGAUUUCAUUGUUUAUCAGCUUAUGCAUUUAACGCAUCUGCAUUACUGAUGUACAUGUUCAAACAUUCAUUCUCUCCCUGUUAUACAAGGAUGUAAAUGAAGAAUAACUGCUGAAUAUCAUCCAUUUAUGUUUUCUGUAAUAUAAAUGACAUUAAAUUUAAUGUUUAACUAAAUAGGAUUUAUUCGUUUGCACUAUUUAAGUAGCUGUCAUCAAUAAAUACAAAAUUAAUGCAAACAUGACACUACUGAGCAAGGGAAUAACAUACUGAAUGUAUAUCCAUUCAAUGCAUUUCUAAUUUUUUUCAGAAUAUUAUGAUUUAAUUUCAAAGUGAAUGUGUACUUCAUAACAGAAACUUAUUUGUCCUAUUGACUAUGUGUAACUAAAGCUGUCCUCAUUAAAAAGGAAUGUAUCGGAAAUGUGCUCACUCUCAGGUCAUCCAAGAUGUAGAUGAGUUUGUUUCUUCAUCAGAUUUGGAGAAAUGUAGCAUUGCGUCACUUGCUCACCAAUGGAUCCCCUGCAGUGAAUGGGUUCCGUCAGAAUGAGAGUCCAAACAAUUGAUAAAAACAUCACAAUAAUCCACACCACUCUAAACAAACAUGUGGCUUGGAUUUUGAUGUGAGAGACAAAAGGAGAUGGACUUUUUCACUGGAGGAAGCGCUAUUAUGGAUUAUGAGCUCGCGUUUUAUUUAAAAAUGUCUUGAUGGAUUUGUUUCUUACAAUCACGCAGCUUUUGUGAUGUUUUUAUCAGCUGUUUGGACUUUCAUUCUGACGGCACCCAUUCACUGCAAAGGAUCCAUUGGUGAGCAAGUG